Ctenocephalides felis (cat flea) is the source of this 903-nucleotide messenger RNA. Its product is annotated as ubiquitin conjugation factor E4 A-like. The coding region runs from base 1 to 903 and encodes 300 amino acids. The record is from RefSeq and is a predicted model, not a curated record. Gene Ontology annotation, biological process: protein polyubiquitination. The transcript has 7 exons. Gene Ontology annotation, cellular component: nucleus; ubiquitin ligase complex; cytoplasm. Gene Ontology annotation, molecular function: ubiquitin-ubiquitin ligase activity. NCBI's taxonomy places the organism in Eukaryota, Metazoa, Arthropoda, Insecta, Siphonaptera, Pulicidae.
AUGACAGACACACCUGAUAAUGCCCGAAUUACUACCAUGGUUGAAGAUGUUUUUGCAAUAACAUUAAACCCAGAAAAAUUUGUGGACUGUGAACAAAAACCAGAUUAUAUUCAAAUGAUUUAUCUAGAAGAACUAGCAGAAAGUUUGAAACCGCAAAAACACAUUGACAUUGAGACUUUAGAACAAGCUCUUUUUGAAAGGUUGAUGCUAACAAAUAUCACAGAAUUUGUGUUACCAAAAUCGAGUUUUGUUUUAGAUGUUAUAGCUGCCCUAGAUAAGCAAGAUAAUGGUUUUGAAAUAUUGAAGGGAGCAUUUACACCAAUUCUCAUUCAUGUGCAUAGAAUGAUUGCUGGAGCCAACUUGAUAAACUUGGAAUAUUGGACAUACACAUUUGUUCUAACAUUUGCCUCUCAUAUUUCUUUAGCUAAAGUUCUUUUAGAAUAUGCAACUCCGAAAUCCAAUGAUGGUAGAGCUUAUGCAGAAACAAUAUUUGGAUCAUUUUUGUCCUUAUCAAUUUUGCCCAAAAGUCCUUUUGCUCCAUAUGAAUAUUUUGAAAAUCCACUAGAAAUGCAAAUUCGAAAUCCAAUGGAAGGAACACUGUGGUCAGCAUUGGAGAAUCUAGGUGAUCAAAUGCAUGGAAUAUUUUUAAAAUUACUAAGAUUAGGCGGUGAAAUAAGAUCAAAAACUUUGGAUUGGUUAGGUGCUUGUUUACAUAGUAACAACAGUAGGGGACAAUAUGGAGCACACAGAUGCUUUUAUAUGCUUCAUACAUUUGCAAUUCGAGACACUGCAGUUUUAAGCCUUAAAAUAAUGGAUAUUGAUCCAACAUUAGGAACUUAUGUUAGUGAUGCAUUUAUGUUGAACAUGGGUGCAGUGAUGUUGAGAAUGUGUCGCCCUUUUUAA